Molecule: messenger RNA, 1720 nt
Organism: Batrachochytrium dendrobatidis JAM81
Lineage: Eukaryota; Fungi; Chytridiomycota; Chytridiomycetes; Rhizophydiales
Exons: 9
Coding region: 1-1620 (539 amino acids)
Molecular function (GO): protein binding
Source: RefSeq, a predicted model, not a curated record
AUGCUCAGUGAGCACCAAUCCCUCAAUGCUGCCCUUGCUUCUAGGCGGUUGCGUAAAGAUGCUAAAGAGAUUGACGAGCAGGGAAAUACUCUCAUGACCCCUCGCUAUCUCAAACAGUUAUGCAAGGAACAAAAACUUUAUCAGACACCAGAGCUUAAUGAUAUCAUUUACUUGCACUUUAAAGGAUUCGCUAAAAUCGAGAAUCUAAAUGCCUACUAUGGUCUCAAAAGUCUAUGGUUAGAAGGAAAUGGCAUUGGAAAAAUUGAAAAUAUCGAUAAGCUUACCGAACUUCGAUGUCUAUUUUUACAACAAAACUGCAUCGAUUGCAUUGAGAAUCUUGACCAGUUGCAAAGACUCGACACUUUGAAUCUAUCCAACAAUCUGAUUAAAAAUCUAUCCAAUCUUGAUAUGCUACGUGCAUUAAAAACCCUUCAAGUGUCACACAACUUUUUACAAAGCGCUCAAAACAUUGAGAUUUUGGCUCAUUGUCCUUCGUUGACUGUUUUAGAUUUAAGCAAUAAUAAGCUGGAAGAUGUAGCCAUUGUGGAUAUUUUGGAACAGAUGCCUAACCUGGCUGUGCUUAAUCUUAUGGCAAACCCAGUUAUUCGAUCCAUCCAAAGCUAUCGUCGUACCAUGAUUUCCCGAUGCAAGAGUCUAACAUAUUUAGAUGAUCGCCCGGUGUUUGCCAAGGAGCGUCUUUCAACUGAAGCCUGGGCUAUUGGAGGUGUAGAUGCCGAGCGUGCUGAGCGCGAAAGGCAGCGUCAAGAAGAAAUCGAAGCCCAAAACCGCAACUUUGAAGCAAUGCAACAAAUGAAACUCCGUGGCCAGCAAAAAAGGCUCGAAGCAUACGGACCCGAAACGUCUGAUCCUUCUUUUCCACCACUUUUGGAAAAAAUGCGAGAUGACAUGCUCAAUAUAAUUGAUGAUACAUCUUCCACUGAAGAUACUGUUCCUACAAUUACAACUGUAGUUCACAAUCAUACUGACGAGAUGAAUGAUCAAAUGUCUGACCAAGUUGCAACUCCUGUGUUGAUUGAUCACUCGGCUAAUAUACUUGAGGAGGUUGAGCAGACCAUUGAGGAAAGUAUCUACCCAGUGGAAUGCAGUCUUCCAAUUUUAGAAAACAAGCAUCAAAACAUUGAUUUGAGCGAGUCUAUAAUUGGUUGCUCACCUUCCCGAGUAUUGAUUCAAGAGAUUUGUGAUUCUGAUGCUCGGAACUCGUCCGAGAUUGACACAUCUCACGAUAUGCACGUAAAAAUCGAACCAGUUGAACAGCAAUGUUCUAGUGUAUGCUUGAUGAAUCAGCUUGCACAUACUACGCUAAAAGAGCAUGAGCCCGUUGGCGAAAUUGCAACCGUUUGUAAGCCCCUCAUUGAAGAAUGUGUGGAUCUGGAGGAAAUCAAUCUUGCAGUUUGUGACGACUCUCUAGCCAAUACGGAUGCAGCAGGCGUUGUAUCUGAUGCACUAAAACCUACUGACGAACACAUGGACUUUACAAGUGAAGACACGCUCGUGUGUAUCGAUGCAGUCUCGAAUGAAUCAGUUAAAAGGCAAAGUUUAAGUCCACGGGUUGACAAGCGACAAUUUGCAUGGGUUGAGCCCGAUAUCCCAUUGGAGUAAUUUAUCCAAACGAUUUGAAAUUACCCUGCAACCAAGGCUACCAACAAGGGGAUGAAAAUGGAUAUAUAAAAUAAAAUGAGAGAUUUCCAGCAACUAUCAA